Messenger RNA from Ostrea edulis (European flat oyster), 1918 nucleotides. RefSeq names its product protein STPG4-like. Bases 95 to 937 code for a protein of 280 amino acids. Gene Ontology annotation, molecular function: histone binding; chromatin binding. The transcript has 8 exons. Gene Ontology annotation, cellular component: germinal vesicle; male pronucleus; female pronucleus. The record is from RefSeq and is a predicted model, not a curated record. Gene Ontology annotation, biological process: epigenetic programing of male pronucleus. NCBI's taxonomy places the organism in Eukaryota, Metazoa, Mollusca, Bivalvia, Ostreida, Ostreidae.
CUGGUGGCCACGUGAUACGUCUUCCGUCACUAAGGACGCAAUCCAACCAGGUGUGAAUCGAUCGAAUUAAAAAAAGGUAAACACUUCAUUCAAAAUGGCCAGCCGCCUGACACACGCGACGCCCCUUACACCCGUCCAGGAAAAGACCUCCCGUCUUACCACCCCACACCUGGCUAAACCCCCUGCCAAAAACACCGGGUCCUCCCGUCCGGCAAGCACCCCACCGGAGGACAAGCAUCUAAAACACCCUUGGCUGAAACGCAAGGCUCUGAGCGAGGAAUAUGAAAACCCCGUCACGGAAAGAGAAGGGUGGUGGCGUACUUAUAUCAGGGAGACCCCUCUUCCUGGGACCUAUGAAGGCGGCACUUUUCUAGAGGAUCUACAAAAGAAACAAAACACGUACAGAUUCAAAUCAGACGGCAGGAAAAUAGACCCCCACCCACACGGAAAGGGCGCGGUGUUGAUGCCGGGAGCUUACGAAUUCAAUCACUUUUUAGAGAGGUUAGAACAAGCACCUGCUACCUACAAUUUCAAGGCCACGGACAGGAGUAAACAAAACUUCCUUGUUAUUGGGCACAGAGACAAAGAUAUUAACGUAAGCCCGGGCCAAUAUGACAUGGAAAAAUUCCUCUCCUUGACAACUGAUAAACAGUCCUCAAAACACUAUAUGUUCCGGUCACAACAUAAGCGCUUCCCUACCUUACCGUUCAAGCCGAAGGAGGGCCCUGGACCAGGGAAUUAUGAACACGUCCACCAGAGGUCCAACACGGCUGUAUCAUCCAGCUUCAAAUCUAGGACUCCACGAUUUUCUAGUUCACAUACGAGAGUACCAGGGCCUGGGAUGUACGAGAAAACAUUUCAACAUCCGAUCCCCAGCACUGUUUCUACAAUGGGCAGACAGCAUGGCCUCUUCUUCACCAGUGCCUAUCAAUCAUAAUUCAAACCUUCUUUACGGGGUCAUGUGCCCUUCUUACCAAGACAGACUCAACUCUCAACUAUGUCAAAAUCAGAUCAGAUGGAUCCUUCAUACAACUGCAUUCUGGUUUAGUUCAAUAUUUCAUCCGAAACUUUGGCAUUAAUUUUUCUUUUUUUCGUUGCUUUACCAACAGUAUUCGGUGAAAACAUGCAAUAGCAAUGAUGUUGUGCUGUGGAAUUGAAGUUGUGCUUUGCUUGAUAGCAAAAAUCAAACCAAAUGGCUUGCUCAAGAGUGAUUUUAUUGAACAUACAAUAUACACUGAAAGUGUCAUUCAGCAUUUAAAAAAUACUGGAUAUUUCCAUCAUUUUUUUUAUUCAAAAGAUGGGUUUUAGUUGCUAUGUUGAGUGUUUAAGUUGCCCGUCUGUGAUAAUCGUUACUCCCCCUAAUCUAGUCGCUUUGUGGGCCCAGGGUAAACUUAUUCCUCCCCACAUCACGUACACAUAUUUAUUGUUGCCAGGUUAUUAUAAACAAUCAGUAUUAAAGUGUGCUUGCUGUGUUAGGAGAGGAUAGGUUCUUAGUUAUACUGUUGUUUAGCAAUAACUAUCUCAGUAUUUUACAUUGAUAGCACCAAGAGUAUUGUAUAAUUCUAAUGUUGAAACAUGUUAGAAUACCAUUUAUUUUUAUAUAUAUUCAUUGGUGGCAAUAUAGAACAUUAUCUUUAAAAAUAAUAUAAUGAAGAUAUAUUCAAUGUUACACACCCUAUUUUCUCUUGUGGUCAAUUUGCCAAUAUAAAUUCUACAUUGAUAUCAAAGGCAAAGACAAUGGAAAUGUACACCUGUAGAUAUUCAAUGUUACACACCUUGCUUUGAGUUAUGAUCAAUUUGUGAUGAUAAAAUAAAUGUAUUUACAUUUGUACUGCACAAAAAAUAUUAACAAUGUAUAUUUCACUUUUUAUUUCAGUUUUGUUUUGAUCUUGAAAAGAAUAAAAAUGUUAUACAUGUA